Messenger RNA from Sus scrofa (pig), 3263 nucleotides. Lineage: Eukaryota; Metazoa; Chordata; Mammalia; Artiodactyla; Suidae. The record is from RefSeq and is a predicted model, not a curated record.
CGAGUAGGUAGGAGGCCAAGGCUGGAAAUCAGGACACACAGUUCUCGGUUCUCGCGUUGGCCCAAGACUCCAGAAAGCCAAACGGUGGCAGUCCGCUGCCUGGGCGGGUAUACUACCUGCCACAGCCCCUGCCCCGGUCCCUCCCCCCGGGCGCCUCUGGGCCGGCGCUCUGACUGCCUCAGUAAUCUGAUCCGCGACGGGGUUUGGACCUCGAUUCGCGUCACCAUCGCGGAGGUGCUCAGAGUCUGCCGUCUGCGGUGCGCUCUGGCUGGUGGUGCCGGUGCUGGUGGUGCAGUCAGAAGCGCCAGCGCAUGGCGCAGAGGCUGGGCGAGCGGGCGCGGGGGCCGGCCGAGGCUACGGGGCUCUACCGGGCGGUGCUGCUCAGGUCGGCCUCCAUGUACUCAGAGAUCCAAAGAGAGCGGGCAGACAUCGGAGGCCUGAUGGCUCGGCCUGAGUACAGAGAGUGGAACCCAGAGCUCAUCAAGCCCAAGAAGCUGCUGAACCCUGUGAAGGCCUCCCGGAGCCACCAGGAGCUGCACCGAGAGCUGCUUAUGAACCACAAAAGGGGCCUGGGUGUGGACAGCAAGCCAGAGCUGCAGCGUGUCCUGGAGCACCGUCGGCGGAACCAGCUCAUCAAGAAGAAGAAGGAGGAGCUGGAAGCCAAGCGGCUGCAGUGCCCCUUUGAGCAGGAGCUGCUGAGACGGCAACAGAGGCUGAACCAGCUGGAAAAACCACCGGAAAAGGAAGAGGAGCACGCCCCCGAAUUUAUUAAAGUCAGGGAAAACCUGCGGAGAAUUGCCACCCUGACCAGUGAAGAGAGGGUGCUGUAGAGCUAGCUGCUGGAGCUCCAUCGCCCCCUGCAGCCCGCCCCUGCCCCGGCCCCCGCCUCCAGCCCUUCUGUAUACAGCAGCCCUGGGCCCACGACUUGGCACAUCUGAGAUAUUCACACUCGCUCCUAUAAAAAUGCCUGGCCGUAGAGGGUUGUGUCCCUCCAACCCACCCCCAGAAGCCGGGAGCUCCUGAACUCCAGGCUCUUCCUUCUGAGCACGUAUCCUUCCUGCUCCAAGAAGCCACUGCUGGGAGAACUUCCACAAGGCACCACCCUCUAAAGGGGCUUCAGAGCCCUGCCAAGAUUUUUCUGGCAGAGCUGAGAAGGAACAGGUGACUCUGGCUGGACCAGCCGUCCAUCCUGCCCACCCCCCUUGGGGCCCUGCUUUUCUGGGCAGCCCAGGUCUCAGAGAACACCCUGCCCAUGGUGGUACCCUCAGCCAGGUGAGGCAGCUCAGGGAGCACCUCGGGACACCCUGGAAGCCGCAUGCGGAGAGGUCGGGUCAGGUGAGUAGUGUCCUCAGGGAGGAAGGACAGCCUCUGCGGCCCUAAGGCUCAUGCAAGGCCAGGCUGGACACGCACUAACAAAGAGCUUCUUGGAACUUGCCUGUCUUUCUCUCACCCCCCACCGCCGUGCCGUUAUCUUCUCUCCAGCGCCCUUGCUGUCGGGGCCUUGUAACCCGCACCUAGCCAGGAUGGCAGCCUUUCUGCUCCAGAGUCUAAAACAGUGCUUUUCAAACUCUGCUGUGCCUAUCAACUACUGGGGAUCUUGCUAGAAGACGGCUUUUGAUUCAGUAGAUUUGGAGUGAAGGCUAAGAUUCUCAUUUCUGACAAGCUUCUAGUGUGUCUGAGGACACACUAUUCAGCAAGGCUGGAGCAUCCAGGGGUAGUUAAAUCAUCCUGCAGCCAUCUCUGCCCCGCCCCGAACCCCUGUGGACCUCUGUCCUGGAGGUUCCCCCACCUCCAGAGCCCCAGAGGGCUCUUAAUUUUCCACCCCACCCCAGGCACUCCUGGCAUAGGAAGACUUGCCUAGCAAAUUGUGUUGGUUAUGUGACCAGAGAUGUAUAUAAUUGCCAAUCUGCAUUUCUUAGCACACUGUUAGGAUGCAAUUCUAGCCAAACAAAAACAAAAACAACAACCACAAAGCUUUAUGUUAACCUUUUCCUAAAGCUUAUGAAGAGCAAAUAUAGUGAUUCCCAUUGGCUUCUGAAACUGUACAAAAGUGGUUUGAAGACCUCACUGCACCCUUACAGGCUGGCCCUGAUGAGUCCCCAUUUCCUGCCUCUGCACCUAGACCCACCCCCUGCUUAGUUUCUAUCACCUGAGCCAGUCCAGUGAAUUCACCCAUUCUUCUUCAAAAAUCCCUUCCCAUACAAGACUAAAUGUUGCAACCUUUUGUUCCUAUGACCUUCUUAUGGAUUUAGAGACUAAACCUUAAGGCCUGUUUCUUUUGCCCCUGAAGCAUAAAAUCCCUAUGUAAAUCUGUCAUUCAAGGUGAAAGGACAGUGCUAGCAAAACCUUUCCUUUUACCUUGCAAGACUGCCAGAGAGAGCUGCCGCUGGGAUGCCACUUGAUACUUGGACCAAAAGUGGGAGGAACAGGGUCAUCCUGGUCUUACUCCUAAGUGUGUGGUUGGAGGGUGACCAUAGACACUGUCCUUUUCCUGUGUGUGGUGCAGGCUAAGGGGCGCGAAUAUGGACAUGAGCGUGUGAGCUCUAAAAGGCUCUCAUCGUGUGACGGUCGUAGUGAGAAGGUGGUGAUGUUUGUUGUUAAUGUCUGCUAGGCAAGGAUAAUGCUAAAAAUGCAGUCCCUAAAUAAAACCCACCACUUCCCCAAAGAAGUUGCCCUCUAUGUCUAUCAGACAUAAGAGGAGAAGCAAGAGAAUGCAUCUAAGAUGGAGUAGGCCCCACCCAAGGAUAUGCUUGGGAUUUCACUCAGUGUGGAUCAGAGAAGCAGCAAAUCAUGGAGAUAAAGCCCCAGAAAUGGAAGGGACCUCAAGGACCACAUCGUCCAGGGGAGCCAUGGCAGACUCCCUUGUUCACUCCCAUAGGCAGCCCCAACUCCUCUCUAGUCAUCUCCCACCACAGAGGCUGGAAGUACAGAUUCCUACUGUUCUAGCCACCUAAGCAGCUUGGGAUGACCAUGUGACCAGGUAUGGCCAGUGAAAUUUAAGAGGAAGUCUAUGGGAGCUUGUAGAAAAGCUUAUGUCUUCCUAAUAAUACAGACAAGAUGGGUAACAUCUCCUGGCCCUCUCUUCUUCCUACCUUGACUGAGGACAUGAUGACUGGAGCCACAGCAGAUGUCUUGCUAUAAUAAGAAAAAGGCCAAGAGCGUGUCAAGAGACACUGACUGUAUUGUUAUUUAACCAAGCCAAUGCCAGAAGCCAUCCUCCUGUAGAAUUCUUGUAAAUAAAAAUAAAACCCUCCUUGUUUAAA